Messenger RNA from Manihot esculenta (cassava), 1169 nucleotides. Its product is annotated as protein LIGHT-DEPENDENT SHORT HYPOCOTYLS 7. The coding region runs from base 224 to 763 and encodes 179 amino acids. Lineage: Eukaryota; Viridiplantae; Streptophyta; Magnoliopsida; Malpighiales; Euphorbiaceae. The transcript is spliced from 2 exons. Gene Ontology annotation, biological process: mRNA transcription; response to light stimulus. The record is from RefSeq and is a predicted model, not a curated record. Gene Ontology annotation, cellular component: nucleus.
UGUACCAUUAAAGGAAGAAAAUAAUGUGAUUGCAAGAAAAUAAAGCGAAGCUAAAGCUCUUUCAUAGGACCCAUAGCAUGUCUCCUCUCUAAUCCCAGAUGAUGUGAUUAUUAGUUAUUUCUUUCUUUCUGAUCUGCAAUAUUUCUAUCAUCUUCUAUUUCUCCGAUUCUUUUUCUUGGUCUUAAAGCUAAACUUCCAACAAUUGAACUCGCUGUUUCAAGUGAUGUCAAGCAGCAAAGGGAAAGAUGUAGUAGAAGGAUCGUCGAGAUCAGGCAGUGGUGGUAUUGCUACUGAUCAGCAGAACCCACCUCCGUUGAGCCGGUACGAGUCUCAGAAACGCCGAGAUUGGAACACUUUCGGGCAGUACCUCAGGAACCAGCGGCCACCGGUUGCACUAUCUCAAUGCAACGCCAACCAUGUUCUUGAUUUUCUUCGGUACCUGGAUCAAUUUGGGAAGACUAAGGUGCACUUACAAGGAUGUGUGUUUUUUGGGCAGCCAGAGCCACCGGGUCCUUGUACUUGUCCUCUCAAGCAAGCUUGGGGUAGCCUGGAUGCGCUCAUCGGCCGAUUAAGAGCUGCAUAUGAAGAAAAUGGUGGGUUGCCGGAGACGAACCCUUUUGCAAGUAGUUCUAUUCGAGUUUAUCUCCGAGAAGUCAGAGACUCGCAAGCUAAGGCAAGAGGGAUUCCUUAUAAGAAGAAGAAGAAGAAGAGGAAUCCGAUGAAAGCUAGUGAUGAUCAUAGCUCAAGCUUUUCCAUGCAGUAAUCUUUGAUUGAUUCCUGUGGUCCCUAGAAAAAUGUUAUGGCACUCAAAAUUUUCAAGAAGUCUUCCAUUCUCCAUUGCCAUUUUGAAGCUCUAUCACUGUUUCCUUUUGGAUCAAAUUGCUAGUUCUUGGUCUCUGAGCUUUAAUCGUAAAGCAGUGUAAACUAUAGCUAAAAAAUGAACUGAUGAGAGAAAAUGGAUCAAAGUUGAAAUUAGGUAAGUAAAAAUUUUUCCCCUCUUUUGUCCAUUUAAAUUUGCUAUCUUAUGAUCAAACAUAAUCAAGUGUGUUAUCUUUCAUCAUGUACUAUAUUAUCCAAAUGUAUGUAUUCUUGAUGGAUCCAUGCAUAACCUUAUGUACAUAUCUAUUUGCAAUUUCCUUAAUUAAUUGAUUUGCCUAGCUUGAUAAUUA